Priapulus caudatus is the source of this 1740-nucleotide messenger RNA. Its product is annotated as sperm-tail PG-rich repeat-containing protein 2-like. The record is from RefSeq and is a predicted model, not a curated record. The transcript has a single exon. Bases 1 to 1740 code for a protein of 579 amino acids. NCBI's taxonomy places the organism in Eukaryota, Metazoa, Priapulida, Priapulimorpha, Priapulimorphida, Priapulidae.
AUGUACGACCGCGCGGAAAGAAACGUCUGCGCCGAGGCGACGGGUAGUACGAGUCCGGCUGUCGGACCCGGAUCGUACCAGCCAAAGCUGCCGCAGAGCGUCGGCGCGCGUCGGCUGCGCGCCUACGCGCCCUUCCUGAGCAUGGCGCCGCGGCGCACGCUCGCGAUCCGGGCCGAGACGCUCACGAAUCCGGGUCCGGCGAAAUACGACCCGCGCUUGUCGCAGCGCAACGUCAAGGGCGGCCGGGUGCUGUCGAAUCGCGGUAAGCGUUUCGCCGACCGGCUCUCCGACGCGCCCGGACCCGGCGCGUACCGGCUGUCGCGCUGGGGCGACCGUGGCGCCGCCGCCGACGUCGGCGCGCAGCAGGAAGCGGUCGCCGACGCGGGCGGUCGCCUCAUCAAGUCGCAUAUCAUCUACGACGUGCGCGGUCAGCCUCCGUCCGUGCCGUCGCCCGGUCAAGCUAACGGCUACGACGAGAGCGAGUUCGGACUGCUCCAGAAGAGCCGAGCGGACGAGAAGGACACGACGAUGGGUCCCGCCUACUACAACGUCGGCAGCGACGAGACGAAGACGACGCGCGUCUACAAGGGCGUCUUCUUCGCCAAGCAGACGGGAAAGCGCAUGGACUUCCGCGGCCGCCGCGGUCCGGGACCGGGAGACUACAAGGUGACCAUGCCGAUCGGGAGAGCCUACGACAAGUCGACGCCGCUCUUCGAGGCGCAUCUGCCGCGAUAUCACGAGAUCGUCGUACACGUCGAGCAGAAGAAGGCCGUGCCCGGGCCGGGCAAGUACGACCAGAGCGGACAGUUCGAACAGCUCGUCGAGAGAGGGCGCCUGCGUACGACGCUUCCGCAUCCGGCGUUCGGCUGCCAGACGCAACGCUUCGACCCGCACGAGAUGAGCGACGCUCCGGCGCCGGGAUCGUACGAGGAGGUGCGCAGCUCGCUGCACGUGCCCGACGGCGACGGCAUCGCCGCCGCCGGCGUCACCUUCACGCGGCGGCCCUUCAACCAGACGUCUCUGCGCUUCUGUCCCGAGCAUGCGAUCAGGGAGACGCCCGGACCGGGCACCUACCACCACCACGGCAUGGGCCUGCAGAGUCUGCAUCACGCCUACCUGACGCGCACGCAGGGCGGCUCGUUCGGCUCGACGGCCGUGCGCACGCUGCCGAUGACGACGAGGCAGCAGGCGGCCGUGCCGGGCCCCGGGUGCUACGAGCCCGACGCGCGUCCGCCCGGUAACCGGUCGAAGACGUCGUACACGUUCGCGUCGCGCAGCAAGCGCUUUCGCGCGGCGAAGACGAGCGCGAACGUGGCGCCGCCUCCCGGCGCCUACGAGUCGGACAAGGCGCACGACCGGACGCAGUGUCGGCAGCGGCCAACGCGCUGCUUCGCCGACCACGCCAGCUUCCUGUCGUCUGCGGAACGCUUCACGGCGGUGCCGGAGAUCGUGCGCGCGCAGCCGGAUGUGAAGAAUCCCGGACCGGGAGCGUACGAGCUGCAGCUGGGCUGGUGCGGCAAGAGCGCGCUGAUGGUGACGAAGACUGAGCGCUUUAAGCACGUCGUGCCGGAUUUACCCGGACCCGGACACUACACGCUGCCGCCGCGUCUGCGCAACACCAUACUGAAGGGCACCUACAACAUGACGCUCGACAACCCAGUGCCACCUUGCGGCAGAAACAGCAAGACGGGCAUCGCAGAGAAAGCGUUCCCACUGACGGGAAUCAGCACGUUGGGAUGA